CCCUUUUCCCCGCCUUUGUAUUUAUCCCAACACAGAACUACGUACUUAUCCACGUCCUUAGAUAUCAAUGUGUUAAGCUACUUCGAGCACAUAACAUUUCUUCUGCAAGGCUCCAGUGUGCGGUAUGUAUAUAGAAUUACUCCAUUCAUAUACAUUAUUUGUGUCACUUUAUUUCAGACUGCUACUGUCACUGGAUUAUUAUAUUUGUGCCAAGAAUGCCAUUUAUAUUGCUAUAUUUUCCAAUUUUAUGUUCUACAUCUCCAACCAAAUGUAAUAUAGACAUUGUGUGAAUGGGAAGAUAAAAUAUAUUUCUGUCUCUAAUUAUCCAUACAUACAAUUAGAUAGUAAGAGACAGCAGGUGUUUUAAUGUUUUAGCAAUUUCGUUACCGAUCACCUAGGUUAAACUCAUAACCCUAAACAUUUGUAGCCUAAUUAGCUAGUUAAAAAGUUAUAAUACAAAUUUGCUAAAUGUGUUUUUUAUUAUCUUAUAUGAUUUGUAGAUAUGCAUACAGUAUAUAUACACAAACUGCUUAAUAUGUAUUAUUGUGAUAACUUGGCAACUAAGUUUCAACAUGCAAUGCAAUACAGCCAAGUUGGAAAAGUUGUUGAUUUGUUUUCCAAUUCGCCUAUUUUAGCCUUAAUUAUUAUUAUUAAUUUAUAAAGUGGCAAAAAUUCUGUAACGCUGUACAACAGGUCUAUAUAUAAACACUCUUUAAGUAUGCUUAUAUGUAUGUAUCUGGCGUUCUGUCUUUUGUUUUGUAUGUUGUUCUAUCAACACUUUAUAAAUCAAGUAUGCUUCAUAUUUAGUCAUGCAGCCCCAAUCAUGAAGUCCUGUGAUUUCUACUCAUGCUACUGUGUUCACAAAUAUCCUCCCAUAAAUCACAAGUCACACUAACACAAAACAGCCGCACCUAACAGCAUCCAACCCAACUCACAACAAAAACAUAUAUAGCGAAGGUAAAAUUAGGUCAUUUUCCCAAUUUUCAGAUUACUAAAUAAAUAAUCCAUAAUAAAUAAUACGUAAUAAUUUUAAGACUAUUCAAAAAGUUAUUUAUGUAUGUUGGUCAUUGCACACUAUACCAGGACACUCGGCAGCUUUAUCACAGCCAAUCUGCUGAAUGUACCUUUUCCAGCACGGACAGGUUAAAUAAUGGUAGUAUAGGAGAGUAUAAUAGUGCAAACAUUGCAGUUUAUCAGAAUAAUUAUAUAUUUGCAUUGUGUAUAAUUAGCUAGUAUUAUAAUAUGAUCCAUUGUAUAAUUAAUUGCGGUCAUUAAAAAUAAUGUUGGAUCUUACAUAAUGAAAUGUACUAACAAACAAACUGUGUGUGGUUGCUUAACUUGUAAAACGUGUUUCUUCGAAACUGAUGUUUGUGCAGUUGGAGGUAGCUCCUUUAUGCCUGUGUAGAGGUUACUAGAUAAAAUAUUUACUAAGUAAGCUUUAUUGAAUUGGAGAUCUAUUUUGUUUUAGGACUUAUGCUGCCGUCUACAUUUCAAGUGUGCAUGACUUAUUACAAACUGCUAACAUUUCGGCUUAAAUGUUAAAAACUUGUUCUGUGUAAGCAGAAUAUACUGUAUCAAAUCAAGGGCUGAGAGUUUCCUGGGAAGCGUCAUACAGGUGGUGUUAAUAUAUAAACUGUGUAGUGCUUGGCAGAUGGAUUUCCUUGGUGGCUUAUUAGGGGUUCCUCAGAAAAUUGAAGAAUAAAUAAAUUACUGCCAUAUGGUAAUUCAGUUUCGGUUUUCAUUGGAAUAUGAUUUUUUUUUCAAGGUUAUAAAACAAAAAAUAAAAACAACAACUUUGGAAUAAACCAUUUUUCCAAAUAUUGUAAACAAACCGACCAGCUGAACUAUAUAAAAAUGAGGAACUAUGAAAUGCCAUUUAUCCUCUGCCUGAAAGAAUUGAUCCGUCUGCAAUUUACCAAAGGAGUCUUAUUGAUUGAAGAAGACUCCACAGGUAAAUCCUGAAUGGAUCAAUUUGUUCGGGCAUAGACUUAAAGUAAUUUAACUAAUUUGUACCAGCUGAAGCACAUUUGUGCACAAGUCUAUUAGGUACAAGACAAUGGAGGUGUAAUUGAGGGCCUAGAUCACUGAUGUCCAACCCCCGGCCUGCGGGCCACAUGCGGCCGGUUGCACUGUGGGUGGAAAGGGACUGGAUUGGCCCACCCAGGCUGACAGCUCUAAAAAUAAAAAAAAUGCCAUUGAAAUAAUUUUUCCCUCGGACUGUGACGGCCUGUGUCAGGCCGAGGGGAUUAAUGAAUGGUGUGCUGGCGGCUAGAGGGAGCACUGUGAGGCUCCCUUUCACCAUUUUUGGCAAUUCCGUGUCCAUGCUCCACCCCCGCAUGCAAGCUCCGCCUCCUGAUUAUAAGCCACGCCCACACAUGAGCAGGAAGAGGUAAAAAAAAAGCUCCCACAGUCUUCAGUGCCAGGUAAGCUUCAGCUAAUUUGUCAGUGACCUUGUAUGUAUGUGCUUGCUAGUGAGUGAGCUUUUAUUAUUAUUAUUAUUUUAUUAUUUAUAUAGCGCCAUCAGAUUCCGUAGCGCUGUACAAUUUAUGUUUGUGUCUCAGCUUGUCUGUAGAGAGUAUGUGUGUAAGUGAGCUUAUAUGUAAUGAGCAUGUGUGUAUAAGUGAGCUUGUCUAUAGUGAGUAUGUGUGUGUCAGUGAGCUGGUAUGUAGUGAGCUUGUGUGUGUGUAUAUAUAUAUAUAUAUAUAUAUAUAUAUCCGCACACUACAUGGCACAGUGAUGAAUUACAUUUUUGUGUAUGAUUUGUCAGUGAUUGUGUGUGUGUGUGGUGGGGGGUCUGUGUGUAUGUCUGUGAUUGUGUUUGUGUAAGUCAGUGAUUAUGUGUGUGGGUUUGUGAUUUUGUGUGUACAUCUCUGAUUGUGUGUGUGGGUCUGAUUGUGUGUGCAUGUAUGUGAUUGCGCGAAUAGUUCUGUGAUUGUGUGUGUGAGUCUGUGAUUGUGUGUGUGUGUAUGUAUGUGACUGUGUGUAUAGGUCUGUGAUUUUGUGUGUAAUUGUAAUUGUGUGUAUUGGUACGUGAUUGGAUAUGUGUGUAGGUCUGUGAUUGUGUGUAUGUAUGUGAUUGAGUGUAUAGGUCUGUGAUUGUGUGUGUGUCUGUGUGUAUAUAGACGUGAUCAUGUGUGCAUAUGUGAUUGUGUAUAGGUCAGUGAUUGUGUGUGUGUGUGUGGAUCUGUGAUUGUGUGUAUAUAUAUUUGUUUUUGUGCACAUGGGUCUGUGAGUGCAUGUGUGUGUCUGUGAGUGUAUGUGUGUGUGUGUUUAUGUGAUUGUGUGUGUGUAUAUGUGGUUAUGUGUGCAUAUACAUGUGUAUAUAUUUAGUAGAUAGCUCUCUAAUUUGGUAUCCUUAAAUAUGGCAAUUCCACAUAAGGAUAACAAAUAAGGGAGCUAUGUACUAAACAAAAUUAAUAAAAAGGGGUUUUCAAGUAUUAUUAUAUUAAUUAAUUAUAUUAUAGAUUUUAUGUGUGGCCCAAGACAAUUCCUCUAUGCUCAAUGCGGCCAGGGAAGACAAAAGGUUGGACACCUAUGGCCUAGAUCAGGGAUAGGCAACCUUCGGCAUUCCAGAUGUUUUGGGUUACAUCCCCCAUAAUUCUCUUACACCCGUAAUGCUGGCAAAGUAUCAUGGGCGGUGUAGUCCAAAACAUCUGGAGUGCCGAAGGUUGCCUAUGCCUGGCCUAGAUUGAGAAGACAUUCAGAUGAAGUUUUGAUUUGUGAAGGCUUUUGAGUGCAAGAUUGUAAAAUUGUGUUAAUAAUGUGCAGAAUUAAUUCUGCAGCAAGAGAGGUCUAUAAUGUACUUUUUAAAUUUUAUUUUUGUUAUAAUGAAAAUAUAAAAAACGUGAAACAUUUGUUCUUGUAGGGCAAAAAACGCAUUAAAAUAAAUAACAUGCAAUGGAACAUUCUAUGCACCAUAACUGCUAUAGUUUGCUGCAGUAGUUAUGGUGCCAGGAGUGCCCUGUUGCUCCCAAUUGUAAGUAGUCAAACCAUUUGCUCACAGUUUUACUUCUUACUUGCGGUUCCCUGGAUGGCACUCCCCACUUCCAUUACUUUUUAUGGAAGGCAGGAAACUCCUAAACAGGAACUUCUGUUAGCUCUCCUAAGCUAAGCCUUGCAAUGCAGAGCUAGCUCACUGGCUGAGAACUGCAGCUUAUCGUUGUCAGUUGAGCUAAGCACUGGUGAGCUUAACUCAGAUAGACAGCUUCCAAUUUUCCAUAGGAUGCAGUGAGGCAAUAAGUGAUGCAAGUAAGGAGUCAAACCAUUCUAAAAAUAAUCUGACUACUUACAUUGCGGAGGUGCAGGACCCUCCUAAUGCCGUAACCACUACAGAAAGAACUUGUGAUGUGGUAGAGUGGACUACAGACUUUUCAGAUGGGUCCUGGACUAUCCAUUUAAUAACACUUUUCUUUAUCCUUCUAUCUGUCUAUUUAUUUACAAAUAUAAAUCUAUAUUUUGACAUGUUUCUCUCUUUUUUUUCUCCAGGACUCUUCAUCAUGUGGAAUCCAAAUCAAGGUAAGUGCUAGCUCACAUCUCAUUUAUUGGCUCUGACCUGCUUUGACCAUGUAGACUUCACACUAUUAGUGAGAUGUUGGCUUUUCAUAAAAUCAUAUUGUUUUUGAAGUUUUGCACAACAUAUAAUAAAGAACAAAACCAUUCCUAUAGAAAUUCUCAAUAUCCACUUUUUACGACUUUUGUUUGUCAAGAAUAUACAGAGCUGCAUAGAAUACCGAGAAGCAUAUAUUACUCAGAGCUAGACAUCAUAAAGAGAUAGCCAAUACUCAAAGCUAUGUACAAGACAGAGACACCUUUACAAUACACAGAACUAAGAAGAAUACAGAGAUAUUCAUAUCAUACUUAGAUCUUGGUACAAUACAGAAAUACCUAUAUCAUAGAUUAUAUGCUUGUUUAAACAGGGCCUUCACCCCUUGUCUCGGUUAUAAUCAGUAUGCAAAUUACUUGUUGUCAAAUAUCCCUAUUCUAUAAUUGUAAAGGAAUAUGUUGACACAAUAUAAAUGCUGAUACUAAUAAUAAUGAUACACAGAGAUGAGUACAAUACCAAAAUACCAUAAUACAUAAUAGUGCUAUAAAUGAGUAAGUUUAAAAUGUUAUCUUUCUAGCACAUGUUGCUGUUGCUAUGAAACAUGUCAGCUACUCCUGACUCAAUAUAAUCAUUGUGGAUUGAUCAUUUGACAACUACAAGGGUAUAAGGAAAAUAUUAUUAUCCUGCUGUUUUAACAAUGUGGAUAUUCACAACUUUCCAACUAACCACAUUGCGAGUGUCUCGGGUCUCAGCUACAGAGCACUGAACUGUUUAAAUAAGAUGGCGGGCACUGGACAGCUGGGCUUAUACUAUGCAAUGUGCAGUAGGAGUUAAUUACCAGACCUGUCUGUCACAAAUGUCUGCCAUUUUCCCUUGCUUAAUCAGACUUGAGUCACUGUGGCUGUUGGUGGAGAUAAAAAGAUAAUAUCAUAAUAAUAUUAUACACUUGCUUUGGACAGGGAACAGGAGCUGCUGCUGUGCUCUCUCUAUGCUCCUUCCAAGAUGGCUUCUUGUCUCCCUAUCCUGUGGGGACUGUUCCCCACCCCUGGUGCUAUGAGCCAAUGAUGGCCCAUUAAUAAAUAGGCAAGUACCAUGCAUUUACUAAUUGGCAGCUGGCUCAGGUGUCCAAAUGAAAAUGGGAGGACCCUGAAAUUUCUUCUUAAAGUGGCUCUGUCACCAUCUGGUGUCUUUACAUGUUUUGCAUAGACCCCCAGAUGGUGACAUCACUGCCUGAGGUGCAUAGGAAGGCAAGUUUUACCAACCUGAAGAUGUCCCUUGUGGCUGCCGCCAUCUUCAUAUGGUGGAUCUUCUUCAGCUUCCGGGGCUUCGUCUGCCAGGAACCCGCAUCAGUUCUGUAUUCUCGAGCAUACUUGAGAGUACAACACAGAAAUCUGUGGAGAAUCCUAUGGGAGCCUCCAUAGACAAUGCUUUUUUCUCCACAGCUGUCACAGUGAUGGCUGUGGGACCCUGCAGAACCUAAACUUAGUGUUACCAAAGUCUCACCCAUCAAAAAGCCAGUUCAGACACAAAAGGAAAAUUAUAAUUUGAAAAUUCAGUAAAUCUUUAUUGUUUAAUAAUGGUAACACAACAAACAAAAAAAAGUGAACAACAAACGGGAAAUUCUACUCCAACUAGCUGAUAAAAAUGGUAGACUUACUGUAUUUCUAUAUAAUUCUCUAGCACCUCUUGUGGUUCAUUCGUAAAACAACAUAGCGACCUGAAACACUAUGCAACAAUUUCACAUUAAUUGUUACAAUAGAGUUCUUGUGAUGGGAAUUAACUUACUAAGUUAACACCCAGUUUAUGGUCUUAACCCCUUAAGGACCAAACUUCUGGAAUAAAAGGGAAUCAUGGCAAGUCAUGUCAUGUCAUGUGUCCUUAAGGGGUUAAAGUAUGUGGGACUUUUUGUUUUCCCGAUACAUAUUCACUCCAUUUUAGGUAGGUAGGUAUAAGGCUAAACUAUCGGGAUGUUGAUAAAUGAUACUAUAAUCAACAGAUGUUAAUCUGCAUGCUGUGGUAUUAGAACCUCAGUAUGCAUUACUAGAACUGAAACCUAUUAAAGAGACACAGUUUAUUUUAAUUUUAUUUUGGCAGACACAUGGACUAUGACUCGAGUAGAUUAAUCUACUUUUUUCCUUAGCUUAACUCCCUACCCCCCAAAAAAUCUGCUGUCAAUAAUCUUGUUUCCACAUAAAAACUGGUGGGGAUCAUAUGGACAAGCCACCAGUAAAUGUUAUAAUAAUAAUUUUUCAAUGUCAAGGUAGCAUUCACAUUCGUUAAAGUUAGAGGUCAAAAUGUUUAAAGGAUCACUAUAGGGUCAGGAACAAAAACAUGUAUUCCUGACCCUAUAGUGUUAAAAACACCAUCUAGCCCCCCUGGGCCCCUUUUAAGUACACUCGAUGGUAUGUCUGUACUCGCGAGUGUAUGUAAAGUGAGUGUAUGUAAAGCGGGGUAUGCCUGUAGUCAAUAGUCAAAACCUGUCUGCUGACAUCAUCAGAAGUGGUAGCCUGAUCCAAUCACAAUGCUUCCCCAUAGGAUUGGCAGAGACUGACAAAGAGGCAGAUCAGGGGCAGAGCCAGCAUGAUUCAAACACAGCCCUGGCCAAUCAGCAUCUCCUCAUAGAGAUGAAUUGAAUCAAUGAAUCUCUAUGAGGAAAGUUCAGUGUCUGCAUGCAGAGGGAGGAGACACUGAAUGUGUGUGCUUUAACGCUCAACGGGCACGCCCCGCCCAGGCAGCUGGGGCCCCGGCCUCGCACUGCCCGCCGAGGCCCUCCCCGCUGAGGGAGUGGCCGGCGGGCCAGGCAAAGAUUACUGCUUUCGCCCCGCACUGAUGGUGCCGGAGCCGAAGAUGACGUCAUCUUCCGGCGCCGGCAUCCCUACGCGGCGCGCGAGGGAGCUGAAGAGGAAGCAGUGAGUGCUCCCUCGCGCGCGCGCCUGCCUGCCCGACCGGCCACCCGCCCAGGAGCCCAGCAGCACCACUGGACCCCAGGGAAUCCCCCCAGCACUCCACAAGGUAAGGAGGCUGGGGGGAUUACAUUUUUAAAAAAAAAUGUGUGUGUGUGUGUGUAUGUGUGUGUUUGUGUGUGUGUGUUAGUGUAUGUAUGUGUGUGUUUGUGUGUGUUAGUGUAUGUGUGUGUGUGUUUGUGUGUGUUAGUGUAUGUGUGUGUUAGUGUAUGUAUGUGUUAGUGUAUGUAUGUGUGUGUUUAUGUGUGUUAGUGUGUGUGUUUGUGUGUUAGUGUUUGUGUGUAUGUAUGUGUGUGUGUGUGUAUGUGUGUGUUAGUGUAUGUGUGUGUUAGUGUAUGUGUGUGUUAGUGUAUGUGUGUGUUAGUGUAUGUUAGUGUGUGUGUGUUUGUGUGUAUGUGUGUUAGUGUAUGUGUGUGUAGUGUAUGUUAGUGUGUGUGUUUGUGUGUUAGUGUGUGUGUGUUAGGUGUAUGUGUGUGUGUGUCAGCAUGUCUGUGUGUGUGUCAGUAUGUCUGUCUGUGUGUCAGUAUAUAUGUGUGUGUAUAUCUGUGUGUGUCAGUAUGUGUAUGUGUCAGUAUGUCUGUCAGUGCGUCAGUAUGUCUGUUAGUGCAUGUGUAUGCAUGUGUCAGUAUAUCUGUCUGUGUGCCAGUAUGUCUGUGUGUGUGUGUGUCAGUAUAUCAGUCUGUGUGUGUCAGUGUAUGUGCCUGUGUGUGUGUGUCAGUAUUUCUCAGUGUAUGUGGGUGUCAGUAUAUCUGUCAGUGUGUGGGUGUCAGUAUUUCUGUCAGUGUAUGUGUGUCAGUAUGUUGAUCAGUGUAUGUGUCUGUGUGUGUGUGUCAGUAUGUCGGUAUAUGUGUCUGUGUGUCAGUAUGUCUGUAUAUGUGCCUGUGUCAGUAUGUCUGUCAGUACGUCUACCAGUGUAUGUGUCUGUGUGUGUGUCAAUAUAUGUACCUGUGUCAGUGUGUCUGUCAGUGUAUGUGCCUGUUUAUCUGUAUGUAGUCAGUGUAUGUAUCUGUGUAUCUGCUUGUGCGUCAGAGUGUGUACCUGUGCAUCUGAGCCGCAACUUUAAAUACAAAUACACCCCUCCAUUCAAACUUCAACACUACAUAUAAAACACACUCCUGCAUUGAAACGUCAACACUACAUACAAGCACACUCCUACAUUCAAAAACAAACACUACACAUAAAUGCACACUUGCAUUCAAACUCCAGUACCACAUACAAACACAUUCACACAAACAUACUCCAUACAAACACAUGCUUACAUUCAAACAUACUAACAUGGCUCAGUGCUAAAUACAACCCUGCAAGCAUGGGAAAUUGGUAGAGUCCCAGCUGUCAAAGCAUUGUUGGAGUUGCACGACAGAUGGGGUUCUACCUUUAGUCCAACCUUGCAAUUGGGGGUCCCAAUAAAAUUCAUUCUACUUUAGUACCGCCACUGCGUUGGGAUGGAUGCCGUGAUUGCAUACCAGGGAGUGAGGGGCGAGAGCGGCAGGGCACGGGGGGCCCAAGCAAACACUUGCCCAGGGUCCAUUCGUUAUUAAAGACGGCCCUGAAUGUGUGGAUGCAUUUUAGGCAGCCAUGCCCCAGGAAGGAUCUGUAACAGCCAUCUGAGGAGUGGCCAGUGAAGUUAUCACUAGGCUGUAGUGUAAACACUGCUUUUUCUCUGAAAAGACAGUGUUUACAGCAAAAAGCCUGAAGGUAAUGAUUCUACUCACCAGAACAAAUUUAAUAAGCUGUCGUUGUUCUGGUGACUAUAGUGUCCCUUUAAUAAAAAAUGGAACAAUGUGAUAUAUACAAGACAUAAACACAUUCCCUUCCUCAUUUAUUACAUUUGUUUUUAUAAUUUUAUUGCUGAGUUGAUUCUUUUACAUUAAAGUUACACUUUAUCUUUAGAAAAUUAUCUAAAGAAUUAUUCAGUGCUCAUUCAGAGUCCCACCUACUACAUACAUGGGUUUAUCCAGUAAAUAGUGAAUUAUCAGGAAUUAUGAACCAAACUGCAAAAUUCAGGCUACAUUAGGUGAAUUGAAAAAAGUGUACAAUUCAGCUUUUACGUACUUUUUGUAAUUCAAUUUUCAAUUCUUACAAUUCACUGUUUAGCAAAUGAAUCCCAAUCAUUUUAAGGAUUUUCUAAUUUAAAAAUACUCAGUGUAAUUCACUAAUAGUCUGGAAUUGACCAUGAAAUUGAAGAUUAUAAGCUAAAUUAGCUGAGCAGAAAAAAAUAGCUGACAUAAUUUUUUCAGUUCACCAGUUUUGGAGUAAAAUGUCUCUGUUUAAUUAAAGUCAAUUUACUAUAUAGAGAAUAACUUUGGAUGCUGAACUAUAUUAAAAUGUGAUAAACGACUUUGUAACUUUGAGCCACGUACCAGAUUUUUUUUUUCAACAAAAUUCUUUUGCCACACAUUUUCCAAGUCAAUUGGCCACUUACCACAAGUUACUGUAAAUAGACAAAUCUCUAUGGUAACCCCUUCACAGCCAAGCAAAUGCGAAACAAUUAUCAACAGAAACUGGAUUGUUUGUACUCUGGAAAGGAACAGGGACAUUGUUUUAUUUUUUGUUUGUUUUAGUAGAUAGCACACUGCUUAAAAAGGUAUUGGAACCCUUAACCAAUGUCUUCUUUUAAGCUUACAUGCCCUAUUGUGCAUUGCUACUAGGUCAUAGAGAAGCCUGUGAUUUCAGAGCACAUGUGCACACUCUGGGGCGAUGAGGGAAAAGAGGAAGUUGGGGGUAAAAACAGGGGAGGGAAAAAGUUUGAAAAAAAUAUACAGACGUAAAAUAUGUACAGAAUUGACAAGAGGGUUCUAUGCAGCCUAAGUCACAAGUGCCAAUACCUUUGCAUGUGCAGCAUUUGAAGCUAAACUGCUGCAAAUACAGACUCCUACCACCAUGACCACUUCAAAAUGCCAAAAUGGUCAUGGUGGUUGGGUUAAUGUUUAAUGGCAUAAACGUACAUUUCUGCUGAUUCUCAUGUAUGGACAAAACAAUUAAGUUAAAUAUUUAAAGCAGUAUUUUAAAUAGAUUCUGCAUAAGUACCUCACAUUAUGUAUGCUUGUUCAUGUUGUGAGAACCUGUGAUCAGCGCUUGGGCAGACGUUUGUUGUGUAAUCAUGAAUCAAAAUGCUGCAAUCAUAGCUGCCCAGAUUAUGCAAAGGGCAUAUUUUGCAUCAACAUUUUUUGUUUUGGUUGUGAAGGAGUACAACCCACGUACAUGUAGGCUUCUUCAUUGAGCUAACUUAAUUUACCACCCUCUGAGAUUUACAAAACCAAAUCUGAAAUUGUGUUUGGCAAAUAACUGAACUGUAGUUUUGGGUCAAAUUCAAGAUCUUUUUUUCCUAAAAUUUUCAAUUCAAUGCCAGAUUCACACCCUAGUGAAUCACUCCAGCUGACUUUUUUUUUAAUAUCUUCAAGGUUCUUAAAUUUACAUUAAGAAAAAUAUUAAAUUUUACCCAUUUUCUGCUGCAUAUAGAAUAUUUGUGCAUAUUUUUGUUUUGUCUAUAUAUAAUUGUGUUUUGUGAAAUAGGAUGCAUGUCGCAUAUAUGUUCUGCACUGUAUAGAACACUAUGGAUAGUGAGAGAUCGCCUUCUUUUUUCUUACUACUUGGACUUUUUUUCCAUCAGGUACCUAUUAUGGACCACCUCCAGCCUAUGCUCCUCCUCCCGGGACCUAUCCAGUGCCUCCACCACCCUAUGCUCAACCAGGAUAUCCAGCACCGCCUCCUCCAGUAGCUGGCUAUGUGUGUAUUGGUAAUCCUCCCUGCUCAACUGGCCACCCCUGUCAUCAUGGACAUCAUGGUCAUCAUGGACUUCUUGGUAAACUUUUUGGCCACCAUCACCACCAUGGCCACCAUGGUCACCAUCACCACCACUGAUAAAAUGUCCAUACAAAGGCAAGUUUAUUUAAUUUGUCAACAGUUACAUUUUCCACAUGAAUGAAUAUAUUAAUACUAAUAAUAAUAAUAAUAAAUCAUGUUCACAAAAUCUUAAUUAUUGUAUUUUAUAUAAAAGACAUUUUGGCAUUUGUUAAUUUUACUCUUGCCAGAUACUUGCUAGGUUUGGCAAUACGAACUUUUAGUAACUAGCAACAUUCUCAGGGCAGUAUUACAUGGUUGGCAGGAGUAAUAUUGGAUUGGUUGAGAUAGUCAGUUUUGAUAAUAUCAGCCAAGGAGGCGGAGCGGGGGUGGGCCCAGCCGCGGCGGACCCGUGUAUCACUGGAAUAAAGUUGCGGUUUAACCCUUUAUAACGGGGCAAGGUGGGGUUGCCCACCUCAAACGUGUUUACAGUGUAGUGUCAGGAAUAGAUGUUUCCUUUAACCCUUUAAGGGUCAAGGCUCUUUUGAGAUGUGAUGUGUUUGUAACCAAGGCCCUUUUGUCACUUUUGCAAUGCGUUCAAUCUACCAACUCUUUGCUGUUUCAAGCGGCUCUUUCACCUUCCCUUCCCCCAAAUAAAAAGAGUAUUUAAUAAACAUAAAAGUUUUAUAAAAUGCUCAUAAAGACUGUGUUGGAAUGUAAAUUUUCUUUGUUUUGUGGGGUGUAGGAUUGACAUUGGGUGGAAGUGGGAAUUUGGGUGGGAGUUGGACUUAGGGAGUUGGUGUUAGGUAGAAAUAUAAAAAUAAAAUUAAAAAAUGUCUUUUGAAUCAUGGCACGUUACUAUUCUGCGUGAAUCAGAGAGUGAGACAUUUGAGAUAGCUGAUAGUGACACUCUUACAGUCUAUGAUAUAGAUGUCCCAAGUGAUGCUUCAGAUGCCCAUAAUACCCACUUUGUCUGAUAAAAUUUGGGUGCCACCAAACGUAGCCACACCUAAAAUACCCCCAUUUAUGGCAACUCUUGGCAUCACAAUAAGUUUUGAAGAUUGUGAACAAAUAAUAAUUAUUUUAAACUUUUCAUGACAGCAUACAGCUAUUCAAUUUGUUUGCCAGCCAGUACUUGUCAGCAUACAGGUUAACAACAAUUUAAAAGAAACAACUGGGACCCCAUUGACCUGACAUAGAUAAUGUUUUGGGCACUGACCCUAGUAGUGGAUAAUGGGUGUAGUAAAUAAAUAAAUAAAUGCAUACGGUUCUACAGGGACAAGCACCUCAUCCUUAUGAGACAUUUCUACUGGAAUAAAUAUGAAUAACUGCUGGGGUAAUUUUUAUUGCUGGGAUGCCAUACUGUCUCAUAGUUGAGGUAGGUCUAGCAAAUCAUUUAGUCACAUUUCAAUUAAUGAAAAUUGAAAUGGUCAGGCAGCAUACUUGACCCUGUAAACCCCAUAAAGUCUGUACAUGAAGGGUAUUGCUGUACUCUUGAGACAUUGUUAAAAAUAAAUAUUGGUGUUGUAUUGCAAAAUAUACUGAUACUUUAUAAAAUAAAUAAUUUUAGUAAUGAUUAAGAAGUUAGAAUUUCUACUAAUAUCCUUCUCUUUUUCUUCUAUGUACAACCUAUUGGCGAAUCCAGAUCACAUUCUGCUCGAAAACCAGCAGAAAUACCACUUCCAACCUCUUAACUGCUGCACAGUUACAUAAUGUACCCGUACCUGUUACUGCUUUUUACAUAAUGAAUGUGGACAUGAUACAAGAUAAUGGAUUACCCUGUACCACUUUUUAUUAAUGUGGGGAAAAUUGAUUGCAUGGAUAGAGCUCAAAUGAAAAUAUAGACACAAAAUGUAUAUGUAGCCAUAUUGUGUUAAUGUGUAUGUUUGCAUAUUAAAUAAAUUGCAGAAUGUAAUGUGUAUUGACUCAGUAAAACAAAAAUAAUAAUAAACAUUUACGAGAUUUGCUUGUUAUUGCUUUCUUCGAUACAAUUAAUUUUAAAGCCCUUGUAGAG
Molecule: messenger RNA, 13300 nt
Organism: Pelobates cultripes (western spadefoot toad)
Lineage: Eukaryota; Metazoa; Chordata; Amphibia; Anura; Pelobatidae
Source: the annotation of a GenBank genome assembly